UAAUGAACGCGAAGAAAAUGCCCAACGUAAAAUUCAAAAUCGUGAUGCUCGAGAAUGGGACAAGGAAAAAGAAGAAACUGGUUGGAACUCUCCACGACAACAAAGAAAAAGCUCGGAAGUUCGUUAUUCUCCUAACAAUCCUUACGUAAAGAAUGGUCCUGAUGGUGGAAAUGAUAAUGACUAUGGAAAUCAUGGUAGAAGAGAUUCUCGUGGCAAUAACGAUUAUGGUGGUUAUAAUUCUCGUAAUAACGAGUCCGGUGGUUUCGGUUCAAGAAAUUAUCGUGGUGAUCGUGAUCGUGAUCGUGGUGAUAAUGAGUAUCGUCGUUCUGGUCCAAGAAAUUCUCGGGAAAAUAAUGAUUACAGAAAUUCUCGGGAAAAUAAUGAUUACGCUCCCAGAAAUUCCGACUACGGUGGUUCAAGAGGUUAUCGUGGCGGUUUUGGUGACCGUGGAAGAGGACGUGGCGGGAAUGUACGCAGACCUACAAGACGGUAUAGUGAUCAACAUCGUUCCAAUAAAUCUGCUGAAGAAGGUGGCUUCGGUAGUGGUAAUAGUUGGGCUGAACAACAAGAACAGGAAGAAAUGUCGGGUAAAACUAACCUCCCUUGGGAAUCUGACGCAAACGCCGAAGAUGCUGGCUGGGGUAAUUCUAAUGGAACGACAACUAACAAUGAUGACGGAUGGGGUGAAAGGGGUAACUCGAAUGAACACAGUG
Messenger RNA from Racocetra persica, 713 nucleotides. The record is from the annotation of a GenBank genome assembly. Lineage: Eukaryota; Fungi; Glomeromycota; Glomeromycetes; Diversisporales; Gigasporaceae.